Molecule: messenger RNA, 897 nt
Organism: Sebastes umbrosus (honeycomb rockfish)
Lineage: Eukaryota; Metazoa; Chordata; Actinopteri; Perciformes; Sebastidae
Product: COP9 signalosome complex subunit 9-like
Exons: 3
Coding region: 91-321 (76 amino acids)
Biological process (GO): negative regulation of protein neddylation
Source: RefSeq, a predicted model, not a curated record
UCUUCACCUUCACUUGCACGUCGGAUUUAUUUUCACCGGGCACCGCACUAGCUUGUUCUGUAGCUUCUGUAGCUAAUAAUAAUAACAUUGAUGAAUGGCGAUAAGACGAUGUCCCUGAAGGACCAGUCAAACUCCACCGUCUCCAUGAAGCCGGCUGUGGACGAGAUGUUCCCGGAGGGACCGGGACCGUACGGGGACCUGGACCUGGAGGCUGGGGGAAGCACAGGACUGCUGAUGGACCUAGCUGCCAAUGAAAAGGCAGUUCACUCUGACUUCUUCAAUGAUUUUGAGGAUCUGUUUGAUGAUGAUGACAUCCAGUGACAGAGACUAACCCGUCUUCACAGUAAUGAUGGAUGAUAUCCACGCCACUCCACACCUUCCAAGCAAACCAACCAUUUACUGUCUAAUGACAUACAAUUUCCUUUCAUAGUUGUCGUAGUUUCAGGCUUUUUUUAAAACAUCCUUAAAAAGUCGUCACCGGCUCCAGAUGUUGUGAAAUUCUUAAGAUCCCAAGGAUUCCUUCAUAUAUGGUAUGUUCAAAUUAUGAGCUUGUAUCGUGCUCAUGUCUUCGACUGCUUCUAAACUGGAUUGCAGGUUUCGGUGUGCUGGAGAACACCUGUUAGGAGCGUAAUUAUACAUGUGAUGGGCAGAGGCUCCAUAUGCUGUCGCCCUUAAACAUGCUGCAGAUGGCAUAUGAUGAACGAUGGUCUGCUAAAAUGGCUUAAAUUAUUUAUAUGACAGUGUGUGAUAGUCACAUCAUGUUCUGUGUGUUUGAUUUUAUAUCUGCAGUGUGUCCUGUUACGCCAUGAAUUUGCACAUAUGUGUACAGCAAUUAUGCAUCCACACUUUAUUUUUCUGGUCAAAAAUGAAUAAAUAGCAUUUUGUAUAUAUGAAGCC